This is a messenger RNA of Oldenlandia corymbosa var. corymbosa, 5248 nucleotides long. NCBI's taxonomy places the organism in Eukaryota, Viridiplantae, Streptophyta, Magnoliopsida, Gentianales, Rubiaceae. The record is from the annotation of a GenBank genome assembly.
AAAACAAAUUGAUCAAAGAAAAUGUGAAAAGCCCACCAAGCAAAGAACACAUGCGCUCCCCGACAGCACAAACGAAACUUACACAUGAAACUCUCGUCUUCGGCUCCAAUUGUAUUCUCUUGUUGGGUGUUUUCUUUUCAUCCCAAUAAUCAUCGAUUGAUUGGGAAGAAGUCUUUGAGCUAAUUUAUCCAUCUUCUUUCUUCACCGCUUGAAUCCAAAUCAGACCCGUUAAAAGGCGGGCAGCAAUUUACAGUCGAGUUUGGUUCAUGGUGAUAUGUCAGCAACAAAUGCUAGUUUUACAUUUACCAGUGAAUCGGGUUUUUGCACUCGGAGCAUCCCAAAACCGAUUUCAUCAGCUGAAAUGGACCGGGGAAUCUGUGUUCGGGUUCUUGUUGCAGAGGAAGAAGAAAAAGAAGCAGAGUACGUUGGAACGCCGGCCUUUGAAGUUUAUAGUCACUGCCCAGCUGUCCAAUUCCUUUUCUCUGAGUAUUGGCUUCAAUUCGCAGGCAAAUUCUGUUUCUUCACAAUAUCAUUUUAUUUUCAUCUUCUGUGGGUUCUUUUCUUUUUGUUUAAUUGAUAAUCAACCAUUUUGAAAUGAUUUUCGAUUAUGAAUUAAUUGGUAUAGGAGUUAAAAAGAAAAUGCUUUUGAUGGAAUGACUGAGGAACCGAGUAUUUGUUCAUGAGAAUAAAAUUAGUCUCUAGCUCCUCUUUUUCAGAAUUUGUUAUACUGUCUUGAAUGCCCAUUGAACACUUCCUAGAGAUAUCUGAUCAUCUGAGUAGUAAUGAGUUGUAGCAAUAAGCAUGUCUUCUUUUGCCAGGAUAAUGAAUUUCAAAUUUGAUUAGGUAUGCCAUCAAUAUCUAUGUAGCAUGUACUGCCCUUUUUUCCUUGAACAAUGUGUGUGCCCUCUAGUGUUUAGUUAUGAGAAUAUAAUUAGUCUCUUAGUAGCUCCACUUUUCCAGAAUUUGUUAUACUGUCUUGAAUGCCCAUUGAACACUUUUUAGAGAUAAUUGAUCACAUGGGCUAUGUUAAACUGACUGCAUGGUAAACAUUUAGGCUACCCAAAAACGUGAUUUGUCACAAUCACAUUGGAUUGGUCCACUUCCUGGGGAUAUUGCUGAAGUGGAAGCUUAUUGUAGAAUCUUUAGGGCUGCUGAGUGGUUUCACAAUUCAUUAAUGGAUACUUUAUGUAAUCCAUUAACUGGAGAAUGUAGCAUCUCAUAUGAUAUACCAUCAGAGGAUAAGCCAUUGUUGGAAGAAAAAAUAGUCUCAGUUCUGGGUUGCAUGGUGUGCCUCCUGAAUAAAGGAAGAGAGGAUGUAUUAUCUGGGAGAUCGUCAGUCAGGAAUGCAUUUCGUGAAUCAGAUGUAAAUCUACUGGAGGAUAGUCUUCCACCACUUGCAGUUUUUAGGGGUGAAAUGAAAAGGUAUUGUGAAAGCUUGCAUGUUGCUCUUGAAGGGUACUUAACACCUGAUGACACUAGAAGCAUGGAUGUGUGGCGGAAAUUACAAAAAUUGAAGAAUGCAUGUUAUGACUCUGGAUUCCCUCGUCAAGCUGGUGAUCCCUGUCACACAUUAUUUGCCAAUUGGAAUCCUGUUUACUUGUCCGCUGUAGAAGACAAUACAGAUUCAGAUUCUGAGGUUGCCUUUUGGAGGGGUGGUCAGGUAACCGAAGAAGGUUUGAAAUGGCUUUUUGAGAAAGGAUUCAGAACUAUUGUGGAUCUUAGAGCUGAAUCCGUGAAGGAUAUCUUCUAUGAAAAAGCUAUACGUGAUGCUGCUUUGACUGGGAAAAUUCAGGUUGUAAAACUUCCAGUUGAAGUUGGUACUGCUCCUUCAAUGAGCCAGGUUGAGCAUUUUGCGUCGUUGGUUUUAGAUUCAAGGCAAAGACCCAUAUAUCUACAUAGUAGAGAAGGAGUGUGGAGAACCUCAGCCAUGGUUUCUAGGUGGAGGCAGUACAUUGCUCGCAGUAGAUCUCAAAUUCCUUCUCGUCAAGCAAUUUCUUCUCCAGCCUUCCAGUCACGUGAUACUAGAAAAACAGAAGAGGCAGACAUCUCUCAAAACAUUGAAAGUGCUACAGUUUCUGAUGCACCAGUUUCCAAUCCUGAGGACAUGAAUGAAACAUGUAGUUUAUUAAGUGGUGUUGCAAAUGGAAACCAUCAAGCAUCUGAUCAUAGUUCCUUUAUGAAUAAUGGAGUCAGUAGUGAUGUAGCAACUAACCAAGAAAAAGAAUUACCAAUAAAUGAACAGGGAGUAGAUGUACUUGUGAAUUUCUACCCUGAAGUAAAUCCUCUUGAGUCUCAGCUUCCUCCUGGUAAUUUCCUCUCCAAAAAGGAAAUGUCCGAAUUCUUGAGGACUAGGAAAAUUUCACCAUUGACAUAUUUUACUCAUGAAAAGACAAGACUUCAGAAGAUAUCUGCUUUAAUUUACAACUCUAAUGGGAGUACCUGGAGAAAUGAAUACAAUGGAAAUUACAAUGGAUUUGGGACUUACAGAAUGGAGGGUUCAAAUGGUUCAUUAACCCGGAAGAAGUCAUCUUCAAAACCUGUGAUAGCAUCUGGUGAUGGAAAGAUGAUGGAUCUUGAACGCUAUGGUAAUUAUUCUUCUUCAUUCUCAAAUGGAUCCAGCAAUGGUCAUUCAACCACGACUGCAGGAAGAAAUGAUUUUCCUGAUUCAAAAUCUAAACUGGAUAAGGGUGUUAUAUCUUCUACCAAGACUGCAGAAAACCAGCGAAAUAAUGAUGCUUCCUUAUCUGUGCUUGAUAAUGAGUUGGAGGUUGUUGAAGGAAACAUGUGUGCUUCUGCCACUGGAGUUGUGAGAGUACAAUCGAGGAGAAAAGCGGAGAUGUUCUUAGUUCGCACAGAUGGAUUCUCUUGCUCUAGGGAAAAGGUAACAGAAUCAUCUUUGGCAUUCACACACCCGAGUACCCAGCAGCAAAUGCUUAUGUGGAAGUCCCCGCCAAAGACUGUUUUAUUGCUAAAAAAGCUGGGGCAAGAACUCAUGGAGGAAGCUAAAGAGGUUGCUUCUUUCUUAUAUUACCAAGAAAAGAUGAGUGUCCUUGUUGAACCCGAGCUACAUGAUAUUUUUGCAAGAAUCCCUGGCUUUGGCUUUGUGCAGACGUUCUAUAGCCAAGAUACAAGUGAUCUUCAUGAGAGGGUUGAUUUUGUGGCUUGCUUGGGAGGAGAUGGUGUUAUACUCCAUGCGUCAAAUAUAUUCAGGGAUGCAGUUCCUCCUGUUGUCUCAUUUAACCUUGGUUCUCUUGGAUUUCUUACUUCACACGCUUUUGAAGAUUACAAGAAAGACCUAAGACAAAUCAUUCACGGAAACGACACGGUGGAUGGAGUUUAUAUAACUCUUAGGAUGCGUCUUCGUUGUGAAAUUUUUCGAAAUGGGAAAGCUAUGCCUGGAAAAGUUUUUGAUGUCCUCAACGAAGUUGUUGUGGAUCGUGGCUCAAAUCCAUACCUUUCGAAAAUUGAAUGUUAUGAGCAUGAUCGUCUCAUAACAAAGGUACAAGGUGAUGGAGUCAUAGUGGCCACCCCAACUGGAAGCACAGCUUACUCGACGGCUGCUGGAGGUUCAAUGGUACAUCCAAAUGUUCCAUGCAUGCUUUUCACUCCAAUUUGCCCACACUCUCUCUCUUUCAGGCCUGUAAUACUUCCUGACUCAGCUAGACUUGAACUGAAGAUUCCCGAGGAUGCACGGAGUAAUGCUUGGGUAUCGUUUGAUGGAAAGAGAAGGCAACAAUUGUCUAGAGGUGAUUCUGUUCACAUAUCAAUGAGCCAACAUCCUCUUCCUACUGUGAACAAGUGUGAUCAAACAGGUGACUGGUUUCACAGCUUAAUUCGUUGCUUGAACUGGAAUGAGAGACUUGACCAGAAGGCUCUGUGAACAUUAUGGAGCACUUGUAUAUAUAUCUGUACAUAUCAAAAGGUAAAAAAUAUUAUAGGUCAGUAAGAAACGACACGCAUACAUCAUUUUUGCAACUCCCACAUAUAAAAUUGAGGUUCCUUUGCUUACAUAUGUGUAAAUUAGUAUAGCUCUAGGUUCUAAAUGUAACUUGUACAUUGUCAUUUCUCAUAGCUAACUAAGUUAUAAAUCAGUUUCUAGCCUGCAUAACAUAUUGCUCGGACAACUGCUUAUCAGUAUAUCUUCUUUUCAAUGCCCUUUUCCUUGCUGCUUGCUCAACAUGUUGUACCUAUCAUCUGCUGAGACCCCAUUUUGCUUCUUUUAGUAAUGAAGUUGAGUUGUCAUACUAGGUUUAUAAGAUUUUCCAUGAGAUCGGAAUAUUUUUUAUUUAUUUAUUUUAUGUUUUUAGAAUUCCUUGGACUUUUUUAAUGUCGUCUUUCCUCCCCCUCUGGUGCACAGUUUAUAACAGCUUGCCUUAAGGCAUCAUGAUGAUAUUUUACCAAUCGCUAAUUCUAUAUACUGUAUGUAUUGACCACAAUGAUGUUGGCCAAAUGUGACCAAGGAUAUAUGUAACUCGGGUAAUAUUUCUGGUCAUAUUUGUCCUAAAAUUGGCCCGUGAAUAGUUCUUCCACUCGUAGAGUUUCUCACUAGUUUCAAGUUAGAGUUUUGGUUAAAUUUAAUUUUUUAUUUAUUUCAAAAACAAUUGUGUGCUUGAAGAAAUUGUGUACCAAAAUUUGUACCAGUACUGUUCUUUGAAAUUUCACUUUUGAGAGCACAUAUGCGAUGUGCACUGUUCGAACAAAAAACCCUUUAAGUCACACAUCAGAAAUAAGAAUAAAAAAUUUCCGCUAAAUACCAUUAAAAAUCGAAUUAGUCAGAGUAAUGACUUUGGACACCGAAUGUGUAAUAUACAGGGAAAAGAAACUUCGAUAAAUGCACAAGCGGUUAUCCUUGCUUUAUCUCGUCUUAUUAGUGAAUUUAAAUAAGUCAAAAUGAUGUCAAGAGAUGCAUAAUAUGACUUAUCUGCGUUGUAAUAAUUCGCUUAAUAAAUUGUAGGAUUAUUUUCCAAAAAAAAAAAAAUCAUUAUAAAUUUUGACACAUGAGUUAACUCCGCAAUGAAAGUUUAAAGAAAAAACUAACUGCACAAUAUAAAGUUAUUUAAAUAUGAAACAAUAUUUACUCCCAACAAAUACUACUUUUUCCUUUGAAUUAUUUAUGUUCUUUUCAAUAAUAAUCUGCUUUUCAAUUAGUAUUUCAUGUCAGUCUGUCAAUUAAAACAACAAAAUGUGAAAGAGGAAGUUAAUUUUUCAUUUUUUUUAACCAACAAAAUUGUCAACAGUCACACUUCAG